AUUGAAAUUGGUUAGAGCAGGUUAGAAUAGAAAUUGACACAUGUUGCACAUGUAUUGCAUAAAAAAAACAUUGAUUGUAUUUUAAAAAAUGGGGAGAAAAAGGUAUAAUUGGAAGUCUAGAGCUGUUGCAAAUGUAGAGAUCGAUAAUUCUACCACCAAGAAGAUUGCAGUGGAUAUCGAACAUCAUGCAGAUAAUUAUGAUAAUUGUAAUGCUCUUGUUUUACCCACUAAAAAGAGAAAAACAAAGAAGAUAGAUAAAAAAGUAACAACUCGGGUACUAUCAAAAAAAUGCAGAAAACAAUUGGAGAAAGUAAUAGAGCAAAAGAAGAAAAAGUUAAAGAGAGCGACAUUGUUAGAAAAUUUGGCAAAAGUGCAAGUGUCUCCAGCUGAAUUGCAACAAUAUGUGAGUUUAACAUCUUUGCAAAAUAAAGGUUUGAAGCGUCAUUUUCGAGAACUAGAGACACCAAUCUCAAAAUUGAAAUGCAAGACAAGUGAAGAAGAAGAAAGCAAUGCAACAGAAGCUGGUGUAAAUUCCAUUAAAGGGAGUAAAAAGAAGAGAUUAGCUAUUUUGGAUAAUAAAAAACAAGACAAAGAUACAUCUAAUCAAAAUGUGGUUGGAUUUGAAUCUAGUGACAGUAACAGUGAAUGUGAUAUUGAAAGUGACAAUGAAGCACCAGAUGUUAUCAAUAGUAUUGUUACUCCUGACAUUAUGACAAGUGAAAUGAGUGAUGAGAAAGAUCUUCCUAAAAAUGUAGAUGAGAGAACAAUUCCGACUAAGUCACAGGGAUUUGAUAAACCAGAAGAAAGAGUACAACAGCAAAAUAAUAAUCCUAACAUUCGCACACCUUCUGUAUUUGUACCUCUUAAUAGAAAGCAGGAAAUACAGUCAGUUAGAUUAAAACUACCCGUUGUUGCGGAAGAACAAAUUAUAGUUGAAACAAUAAAUGAAAAUCCAGUAGUUAUAAUUACUGGAGAGACAGGAAGUGGAAAGACAACACAAGUGCCUCAAUUUUUAUACGAAGCUGGAUACGCUCAAAAUAAGUUAAUUGGGAUAACCGAACCAAGACGAGUGGCAGCAAUGUCAAUGAGUAAGCGCGUGGCUGAAGAAAUGAAUCUUACUCAAAAACAGGUUUCAUAUUUGAUUCGUUUUGAGGGAAAUGUCACAGAGGAAACAAAGAUCAAAUUCAUGACCGAUGGUGUUUUGUUGAAAGAAAUUCAAAGUGAUUUUCUAUUGACAAAGUAUUCUGUAAUUAUACUGGAUGAGGCACACGAACGCAGCGUGUACACUGAUAUCCUGAUAGGUCUAUUGUCGAGAAUUGUUCCUCUUCGUAAUAAACGCAAUGAUCCUUUAAAACUAAUAAUUAUGUCGGCCACAUUGCGUGUGGAAGAAUUCGUAGAAAAUGUGAGGCUGUUUAAGGUGAAACCGCCAGUAAUCACGAUUCAAACACGACAAUUUCCCGUAACGAUACACUUCAAUAGACGUACAAGCGAGGAUUAUGUCAAUGAAGCAUUGCGCAAAGCGAUAAAGAUACAUACUCGUCUACCAGAAGGCGGUAUAUUAAUAUUUUUAACAGGUCAACAGGAAGUGCACACGAUUGUACGUAAAUUGCGCAAAGCAUUUCCACUGAGAAAGAAUAAACUUUUUCGACAACAAGUUAAGUCCAUCAACUUGGAAAAAAGCAAGUCACCCUCGAAAGAAGUAACAAACGAGACGCAAAGUGAAGAGGAUGAUACCGAUGAUGACUUCGAUGCCGAGGAAGCGUUACGCCGCAACAAGCAGAGGCAAAAGAAACGGAUUGUACUUCCGAAUAUCAAUCUGGACGAUUAUUCAGUAAUUCCCACUGACGAUACGCAUGAAGAUUUAAUCGAUGCACAGGAUGACGAAGACGAGGAUGAGGACGAAGACAUGAUCGAUUUCAAGGGAUUGACGAACUCUCAGCCGUUAUGGGUUCUGCCCCUCUACUCUUUUUUGCCUAGUCAUAAACAAGCCAGAGUAUUUGAAGCGCCGCCGGAAGGAUGUCGCUUGUGUGUGGUGUCUACCAAUGUUGCGGAAACUUCACUAACGAUUCCCAACGUUAGAUACGUGAUAGAUAGUGGUCGUUGUAAGACUAGAAUGUACGAUAAAGUAACUGGUGUGAGCACAUAUCAUAUUUGCUACACAAAUAAAGCAGCGGCCAGUCAACGCGCCGGCAGAGCGGGCAGGACACAACCUGGUCAUUGCUACAGAUUAUUCUCAUCAGCUAUGUAUAAUAAUCAGUUCGAGGAAUACGGCCAAUCAGAGAUACAACGGAAACCAGUGGAUGAUUUACUACUGCAAAUGAAGGCAAUGCAUAUAGACAAGGUCGUGAAUUUCCCGUUUCCUACGCCGCCGGACAUUGUGCAACUGAAAUCCGCGGAAAAACGCCUUAUGUUACUCGGAGCGUUGCAGCAACCACCGAAGAAACAGGAAGAAACGUAUUGCGCGAAAGUAACGCCUCUUGGGCAUAGUAUCGCCGCGUUUCCGGUUGCUCCACGUUACGGCAAAAUGCUGGCAUUGUCGCAUCAGCAUAACUUGUUGAAAUACACAAUAUGCAUGGUGGCGGCUCUCAGCGUUCAAGAAGUGUUAAUAGAAGCGCUUAGCAUGGAGGGUUCGGCUAAGAACAAAUGGCUGCAAAUACGUCGUCAUUGGGCUGGUACUGGCAAUAGUUUGCUUCUUGGUGAUCCGAUGGUUCUGAUAAAAGCCAUUGCAGCUGCUGAAUAUGCGGGAUCUGAAGGAAAGUUGUUGUCUUUCUGCGAAGAAAAUGGCUUGAGACAUAAAGCUGUAGUCGAGAUAAAGAAACUUAGACAACAGCUAACAAAUGAAAUUAAUUUAAAUAUACCGGACCUAAAUUUGUCUAUUGACCCAAAAAUGACGCUACCAACUAAUACAGAAGCGAAAUUAUUGCGUCAAAUAGUUCUCGCGGGUAUGGUAGAUCAAGUGGCAAAGAAAGUUUCACUUGACGAGGUGAAGGAGGAUCAGGACAAGGCAAAGUGGAAGUAUGCUUACAGGACGCCAGAAAUGGAAGAACCUGUGUUCAUGCAUUCUUCGUGUGCCCUACGGAAAGUUAGUCCUGAAUGGGUGGUUUAUCAAGAGGUGUAUGAAACAAAUAAGAUGUACAUGCGCGGUAUCACAGCGAUAGAACCUGAAUGGUUGCCGAAAUUUGCACCUGCGUUAUGUCACCUUAGCGAACCAUUGGCUGAUCCGCCACCAAGAUAUAAUUCUGAAACCGGAAAAAUCAUCUGUCGCGUGUCUGGCACAUUUGGAAGAGCCGGAUGGGAACUACCGCCAAUAAACAUAGAACAUCCAUUGACGGUGGAUGGUGUUAGAUUAUUUGCCUAUUUUUUCUUGGAGGGUCAAGUGUGUCCUAAGUUGAAACGAUUCGUGCCAUCGUUACUGACGACACCUGGCAGCAUCACUAAAUCAUGGGCCAAAUUAAUACCACGUACACAAGCGAUGACACAAAUGCUAUUAUCGCAUGGAAUUAUGUCCAAAGAUAAACUACUGGAUACUUGGAGUUUGGACAAGAAAUUUUUACUAUCAGCUUAUCAGAAGUGGCUGCCGGAAUCUGCGCAUACGGAAGUAGCACUUUUAUGGCCACCUUUGUAAAGAAGAAUGUAAUAUUUGAUGUAUGAUGUAUAUACAUAUAUCUGACGAUAA
This is a messenger RNA of Linepithema humile (Argentine ant), 3676 nucleotides long. RefSeq names its product putative ATP-dependent RNA helicase kurz (gene kz). Gene Ontology annotation, molecular function: RNA binding; helicase activity; ATP binding. Gene Ontology annotation, biological process: maturation of SSU-rRNA from tricistronic rRNA transcript (SSU-rRNA, 5.8S rRNA, LSU-rRNA). The record is from RefSeq and is a predicted model, not a curated record. Gene Ontology annotation, cellular component: nucleolus; intracellular anatomical structure. NCBI's taxonomy places the organism in Eukaryota, Metazoa, Arthropoda, Insecta, Hymenoptera, Formicidae.